This is a messenger RNA of Lucilia sericata (common green bottle fly), 577 nucleotides long. RefSeq lists its product as uncharacterized. The record is from RefSeq and is a predicted model, not a curated record. The transcript has 3 exons. NCBI's taxonomy places the organism in Eukaryota, Metazoa, Arthropoda, Insecta, Diptera, Calliphoridae. The coding region runs from base 105 to 530 and encodes 141 amino acids.
CAAAAAUGUUCAGUUUUUUACUUUUUUCAUUAUAAAUGAGACCUGAAAUUGUCUCAAUUUUUAUGAAAUUCAUUUAGUUCAUGUAAAACAUUGCUAAUAACAAAAUGUUGUACCAAAAAGUGCUGAUAGCUGUAUUUUUAAUAACAUUUUUCAAUGUUAUUUUAUGUGAAACUGAACAGCCAGAAGAGAAUUGUGAUAUACCCUGCGAUGAGAAUGAUACACUACCGGUUUGUGUCUGGGAUAAAGAUGAAUAUUGUUUCCUCUCAUUGCCCUCAAAAUGUGUCAUGGAACGUAUACAGUGUAUAUUUCAAAAAGAUUAUUUGAUUUAUGGUGCUACCUACUGCGACUUGGAGGGAUUCAAGUGUCCCGUAUUUCAAUCUCCACCCUUGGAAAAUGAACAGUUACACACUUAUCAUGAAAUUCCUGCGGAUAAUGUUGAAGUUAUUUUAAAAAAUGAGAACAAAAACGAUAUUAUUGGAAUCUCGGAAGAUAUUGAAAAUAUCGUUGAUCAACUAGCAAAUCCAAGAUAGUAUUGAAAGUGAGGAAGAAAAUAGUGAUAAUGGUAAAAUGUUGUAAA